ACCGGGAUAUCAAGAAUACCCAUUGACGUGCCCAGAAUAAGGAAGGAAGGACCGAAAAAACGGACUGAAGAGCUGCCCAGCAUUUCUCGCGACUCGCGAGAUGGUCGCGACUCGCGAGAAAGUCACGACUCGCGAGUCCAACAGAGUCGAAAUGACGAUUUUUGCGAGACGAGUCGCGACUCGCGAGUCUAUGUCGCGACUCGCGAGAUGCUGUCGCGACUCGCGAGUUCG
This is a messenger RNA of Striga hermonthica, 231 nucleotides long. The record is from the annotation of a GenBank genome assembly. Lineage: Eukaryota; Viridiplantae; Streptophyta; Magnoliopsida; Lamiales; Orobanchaceae.